AUGUCUGAGAGUACGUAUAAGGUUGAUUUUCCGAACUCGCAGACUGGGACUUGGGCGAUUUCUAUAGAAUGGUAUGUCUCGGGGCCUGUCGCGAAGGGGAGCACGGGCAUCGAGGUAAUCGGCCUGGUCUCCGCGAUUCUCACAAUCCUCGAGACUAUUGGCAAGAUUUCCGAUGCCCUCAAAAAUGCCAAAGACCUACCACCAUCAUUUCGUGAAGUGGCCAACAAGUUACCCAUUGUUCGAGAGAUCCUCCAAGCUGUCGAAAAGCACCUAAGCACAUUGGCAGAUAAAGCGACAGACGAGUCCAUAAAGGCGGUUCUGAAGCAUUGCAGAGAAAAGGCAGAGAAGUUGGAGAAACUGUUCAGGGCCGUUGAUCCCUCUGAAGAUACAUCCAGCUUCAGGCGUUAUGCCUUGCUGAACCAUGCGGCCCAAGCAGCCACUGAGGCACAAGUUGCGAAGCUCUCCGAGGCCAUUCGGGUCAUGUCUAGCAUGGAAACCCCAAUCCCAGAGGAGGAAGCUAUCAGCCAGACACAUUAUGGAUCUGGAGACAAUGUCGCUGAGGAUAAGUACUCCGGUAAUCAUAACGAAAACAGCGGUUCCGGCACUGCCUACUUUGCCCCCAGUCACACAGUAUGCCGGAAAGAGACGCCUCUGGUCCUUUCCUUCUUUUUCAAUGGCCGUGGUACCGAACUCCAAAGAACGCCAGAUGGCCUCUAUCGCUCGCUCCUCUGCCAGUUACAAAGCAAGAUUCCUGAGGCACUGGAGGCCAUGGAAAUUACAUUCAGGCAAAGAUACAUUCCACCGGACACGUCUGACAAGCGUUGGGAGUGGAAUACAUCUGAGCUCCGCCACUACACCCGGACCGCAGUUUGGAGGACUUUGGAAACUCACCCUAUAAUAUUAUUCGUUGACGCUCUAGACGAAGGCGGUCAAAAGAGCGCGGAGGAAUUGGCUGACGAGUUCAAUUCUCUGCUUCACAGACCCUUAUCGGACCGCCUAAAACAUUUUCGGAUCUGCUUUACCUGUCGUCACUAUCCUAUCCUCAACCUCAAGUGUUCACUUGAGAUAUGCAUUGACACAGAGAACGCGAAAGACAUAUCCACCUUCGUUGAGAAUAAACUGAGUUCAUUCCAGGAACAGACAGGGUCUGAGAUUGCUGACUAUGUCUCGAAGCACGCCGAAGGCGUAUUUCUAUGGGCGAGUCUUGUUGUGACCAGGGUGUUGAGCCUCUAUCAAGAGCAGAUAGGUAUCCCAAAGAUCGAGUCUGAAGUCCGCCAGAUCCCUCAAACCUUGGAGAAACUCUAUAGUGAAAUCAUCGACGCAGUUGAGCUGGAUUCCAUCGACCUUAUCGAAAUCAUUUGCUUUUCCGCAAGGCCUUUGACUCUGCUUGAGUUAUAUUCGGCUGUAUCCCUAGCUCGCCAGGAGUUUGAAUCGUUACUACAGUUCGAAAAUGAGGAGGAAUUUCGGUCCCACGCCGCGGCAAUGGCAUGGAGAACUACAACGCUCGGACGCGGACUUAUCGAGUAUAAACCCACUGAAGGAGUCGCUCAAUUCAUUCACCAGUCUGUAAAGGACUUUUUUGUUGAGAAGGGACUGGCAUCUCUUCAUCGAAGCAUUGGUGCAGAACAAACAGCCAUAUCGGCACACAAUCGGUUGGCUCAGAUCUGUGUUUGCUACCUAGAAAUGCUACACGCUCACCUGACAGCCAAUGAAGAUCAAUGGGGAAAACACAAAUGGGAGUCAAAAUUCCCCUUUCUAUCAUAUGCGAAACGCUUGUGGAUAUUUCAUGCAAAUCACAUUCCGGAAAGUCUUCAGGAGUCAUUCCGUUGGCCCUCGGAUGCGUCUCUGGGCCGCUUGGGUCCAAUACCUCUGAAAUUUGGGCUUCGGAAUGGAUGGAUCGGAGCUUUGAGAGGUGUUCUAACGAGGGAAGUUGAAGUUUGCGUCAAAGUCGACUUGGAGGUAGUAGACUUUUGGGGCAACACACCGCUUACUAUUGCAGCAAGAUCUGGUCACGCGGCUAUUGUGAGAAGUCUUCUGGACAAUGGCGCCCUGCCAGACCAGAAAAAUAUACUGGGGGAGACGCCUCUUCAUUAUGCUGUGCAGUAUGGUGAUGAAAGUAUCAUAGAGCUAUUUCUCGAAACUGGCACUUGGCGAGAUAGGAAAGAGUUGGAUACGUAUGGUUACACACCACCUUCCUACAUAGAGAAUGGUAGUAUCGCCAAGAUCGAGCUUUCGCUCAAUAGAGGCUCCGGAGAUGACCAUACCUACAUGGUGGGGGGCAGGUAUCGUGACCGGCCAAUUUAUUGGAUAAAGUGGCUGGCGUUUAGUGCAGAGGCUUCGUAUACAAUUAUGCUGUCGGUCAAGAAGAGAAUCGUAUCCUAA
Messenger RNA from Fusarium tjaetaba, 2382 nucleotides. Its product is annotated as Pfs NB-ARC and ankyrin-domain protein. The coding region runs from base 1 to 2382 and encodes 793 amino acids. Lineage: Eukaryota; Fungi; Ascomycota; Sordariomycetes; Hypocreales; Nectriaceae. Gene Ontology annotation, molecular function: protein binding. The transcript has 6 exons. The record is from RefSeq and is a predicted model, not a curated record.